AGGAGGGAGGGAGGGAGGAAGGAGGGAGGGAAAGCGCCGCCGCUUCCUCCCGUCACCAAAGCAAUAACCUAUUAGGAUUUCUUUUUUUUUUUAUUUUUUUUUAUUUUAUUUUUUUGGGUAACUGUCACCCCAGAGCUAAAGAGGGAGAAGCACCGCCAGACCAACUCUUGCCAUUUCCAGUCAGAAGUUGCAGACUUGAUGUAGCUGCCUCUGCUCUGCCGAGAGAGGGACGGGAAUGGUGUGCAGUGCAGAGUGGAAAAUACCCCCGCUCUAAGAAGUGCACCGGAUUUUUCUCUUGCUGUUUGUUUGGGUUGUUGCUUGCACGUUAGGCACCCAAAGGAUCGCCGUUUCACAGGAAUGAAACGUGGAGAGGAUGACUAACGACAGAACUGCGAAUUUGUUCCCUGGAGUUGCUAAUUUGCCACCCCGAAGCAACACAUAUCUCGAGGAGGAAGCGUUUGGCUGCUGCUGAUUUCUCCAAAACUGGUGGUUUACCAGAUGCAUUGUGCUGUAUCUGCUGGAACAGAUCAUUGCUUAGCUGCAGCAGAUCGUCAAAGGUAGACAACUAACUGAUGUCUCCAAAUAAGAAAUGAGAUGUAAUGCAUCCUGCAGUCCAUGCAUGCCUCCUCUUGCAAAUCGCGCAUCAUUCCUCUCUGGAAACCUUUAAGUCCUAAAAUCUGUGAAAAGAGAAUAAAAACAUUAUCAUGGACCUGAGGGAUUUUUACCUGUUGGCCGCUUUGAUUGCCUGUUUAAGGCUGGAUUCUGCUAUAGCUCAAGAACUUAUUUACACUAUUAGAGAGGAACUGCCUGAAAACGUGCCCAUAGGGAACAUACCAAAGGACCUGAACAUUUCUCAUAUCAAUGCUGCCACAGGGACCAGUGCCAGCCUUGUCUACAGACUGGUGUCUAAAGCAGGGGAUGCACCUCUGGUCAAAGUGUCCAGUAACACAGGGGAAAUCUUUACAACAUCUAACAGAAUAGACAGAGAAAAACUAUGUGCUGGAGCUUCCUAUGCAGAAGAAAACGAAUGUUUCUUUGAACUUGAAGUAGUGAUUCUCCCCAAUGACUUUUUUAGGCUGAUCAAAAUAAAAAUCAUUGUAAAGGACACUAAUGACAAUGCACCUAUGUUUCCAUCCCCUGUCAUCAAUAUUUCCAUCCCAGAAAACACUCUGAUCAACAGUCGCUUUCCAAUCCCAUCAGCAACAGAUCCUGACACAGGUUUCAAUGGCGUGCAGCACUAUGAGUUGUUAAAUGGGCAGAGUGUCUUUGGACUGGAUAUUGUAGAAACUCCAGAAGGGGAGAAAUGGCCUCAAUUGAUUGUGCAGCAGAACUUGGACAGAGAGCAAAAGGACACCUACGUGAUGAAAAUCAAAGUAGAGGAUGGAGGUACCCCCCAGAAAUCCAGCACAGCUAUCCUGCAAGUCACAGUAAGUGAUGUCAAUGAUAACAGGCCAGUCUUUAAAGACAGUCAAGUAGAGGUCCAUAUACCAGAGAAUGCCCCUGUAGGCACCUCUGUAAUUCAGCUUCAUGCUACAGAUGCUGAUAUAGGAAGCAAUGCAGAAAUCAGAUAUAUUUUUGGUGCCCAAGUCGCCCCUGCAACCAAAAGAUUUUUUGCUUUAAACAACACCACAGGGCUGAUUACAGUUCAGAGGUCCUUAGAUCGAGAAGAGACCGCUAUUCACAAAGUGACAGUGCUGGCUAGUGAUGGUAGCUCUACACCAGCUCGGGCAACUGUCACCAUCAAUGUCACUGAUGUAAAUGAUAACCCUCCUAACAUAGACCUCAGGUACAUAAUAAGUCCCAUCAAUGGCACAGUGUACUUAUCUGAGAAAGAUCCCAUCAAUACAAAGAUUGCCCUAAUUACGGUUUCAGAUAAGGACACUGAUGUGAAUGGCAAAGUGAUCUGUUUCAUUGAGAGAGAGGUCCCCUUCCACCUGAAAGCAGUUUACGACAACCAGUAUUUGUUAGAGACCUCUUCCUUGUUGGACUAUGAGGGCACCAAAGAAUUUAGCUUUAAAAUUGUGGCUUCUGAUUCUGGCAAGCCCAGUUUGAACCAGACUGCCCUGGUAAGAGUUAAGCUGGAGGAUGAAAAUGACAACCCUCCGAUUUUCAGCCAGCCUGUAAUUGAGCUGUCAGUUUCUGAAAACAACCGGCGUGGUCUAUACUUAACAACUAUUAGUGCCACAGAUGAAGACAGUGGGAAAAAUGCAGACAUUGUUUAUCAGCUUGGUCCUAAUGCCUCCUUUUUCGAUCUGGAUCGAAAGACAGGAGUGUUGACAGCCUCCAGAGUUUUUGACAGAGAAGAGCAAGAACGUUUCAUUUUCACUGUUACGGCCCGAGAUAAUGGCACCCCUCCUUUGCAGAGUCAAGCGGCUGUAAUUGUUACUGUGUUGGAUGAAAAUGACAACAGUCCCAAAUUUACUCAUAAUCAUUUCCAGUUUUUCGUAUCAGAGAACUUACCAAAGUAUAGCACAGUGGGGGUGAUCACAGUGACUGAUGCAGAUGCCGGGGAAAAUAAAGCAGUGACCCUUUCCAUCCUGAAUGACAAUGAAAACUUUGUGCUGGAUCCAUACUCUGGAGUUAUAAAGUCCAACGUUUCUUUUGAUAGAGAACAGCAGAGCUCUUACACCUUUGAUGUUAAGGCAGUGGAUGGAGGGCAACCUCCUCGGUCUUCUACAGCAAAAGUAACAAUAAACGUGAUGGAUGUUAAUGAUAACAGUCCUGUUGUCAUCUACCCACCUUCUAAUACUUCUUUUAAGUUAGUGCCACUCUCAGCAAUUCCAGGAUCGGUGGUAGCUGAAGUCUUUGCUGUGGAUAUAGACACUGGCAUGAAUGCUGAGCUGAAGUACACGAUUGUAAGCGGCAAUAACAAGGGUUUGUUUCGGAUUGAUCCAGUGACAGGUAAUAUCACUCUGGAAGAAAAACCAACUCCUAAUGACGUGGGGCUGCAUCGCUUAGUUGUCAACAUAAGUGAUUUGGGUUAUCCCAAAUCCCUGCAUACUCUUGUUCUUGUAUUUUUAUAUGUAAAUGAUACUGCUGGAAAUGCCUCUUAUAUUUAUGACUUGAUACGCAGGACUAUGGAAACACCUUUGGAUCGGAACAUAGGGGACAGUAGUCAACCCUACCAAAAUGAGGACUAUCUCACAAUCAUGAUUGCUAUUGUGGCUGGUGCCAUGGUUGUCAUAGUGGUGAUAUUUGUCACGGUUCUUGUUCGCUGUCGACAUGCGUCCAGAUUCAAAGCUGCCCAGAGGAGCAAGCAAGGUGCUGAGUGGAUGUCUCCCAAUCAGGAAAACAAGCAAAACAAGAAAAAGAAAAGGAAAAAAAGGAAAUCUCCAAAGAGCUCCCUUUUGAACUUUGUGACCAUUGAGGAGUCCAAACCUGAUGAUGCAGUUCAUGAACCUAUCAAUGGGACAAUAAGCCUUCCAGCAGAGCUGGAGGAGCAAAGUAUAGGAAGAUUUGAUUGGGGCACAGCACCACCAUCAACCUUUAAGCCUAACAGUCCUGAUCUUGCCAAGCAUUACAAAUCUGCCUCUCCGCAGUCUGCUUUUCAUCUCAAACCUGACACUCCAGUUUCAGUGAAAAAGCACCAUGUGAUUCAGGAACUCCCGUUGGACAACACCUUUGUUGGUGGUUGUGACACCCUUUCCAAACGCUCUUCCACUAGUUCAGAUCACUUCAGUGCCUCAGAGUGCAGUUCCCAAGGAGGCUUCAAGACAAAGGGCCCCUUACACACCAGACAGGUGCUGUAAAAUGAAGCCCUUUACACAGUCUUGUAUCUUUCUGAGCAUGCAUCAUGCAUCUCACUUGGAGACAUCUGAAGCGGGAGCCUUGAGGACCAGAAGCUUUAUGAGGUGAACCACAAAGAGCUUUUGAAAUGUUUUUAAGUGGACUGAAUUGUGUCCCAAGAUGUUCACAGACCUUGUUUCUUCUCCAUUUAAUGGUAUAAAUUUCAGGAACUGUUUUUCUGUUUGUUAAUGUAGGUAACGUGAACUGCUGCAAAACAAAUUGCAUUAAAUACUUUUGUAUAUCAUAUCAGAUGAAAAAUCAAAUUAAAAUUACUUAUUUGCCAUGAAAAAAAAAAUAUCAUGAGGAAGAAAAUUAUUUUUAAAUGAAUGUUUUUUAUGAGUGCUGUCAGUUUAGAACUGAUGUAUACAGAUUUAUUAUCUAAAGUUGUCUUUUUCUAAAAAGAAAUUGCUCUAAGCAGUCUGAGAGUGUCUAUGAAUAAGUACUUGCAGCUGAAGAAGAGUUUAAUACACAUGGAAAGAAUGUAUCUCUAAGUAUCUCCAAGGACAAAUCCCUAUUUUUACACAUUUUAUUUUUUCCUGCCUCAAGUAAAAAAGAUUUGCUCGGGCAAAUUAGAAUUUUCAUAUUUAAUUGUUUUGGUGCUUUUAAAAUUAAACUCAGGACAAGGUAAUUUCCUAUGAAGCAUUGGACUUAGGUCCAGUUUACUGCUUUUUAAGAAAGAGAUUGUAUCACCUGGAUCUGUCCUGUCAUCUGGGGAGGCAUCAGAAGUGUGGUUGGAAGCUGUUGUUGCCCUUAUCACUGGACUACCUCAGCAUGAUAGUUUGAAUUGAUUAAACAUUGCUGUCUUCUGUGAAUUAGGAUAUUAUUGCCCUUUCCUCUGAGCUGGCAAAUAUGCCAGAGUAAGUGACUUGGCAGAGAGGACCUAAGAAUUCUGUACAAGUAGUAGAAAACAGACACAUGCCUCCUUAAGCCUAUUUAGUUGCUUACCAAAUAAGCUCAUUAAACACCCACCCCCCAUCUCCCCCUUCUCCACUUUAUUUGUGUUCAGGUGUCUCAGUAACGUUCCUAGAGAAAAGCUUUGAACUCUGCUGAAGUUGUGGUUAUAUGUCACAUAAUUCCUAGAACCCAGAAGCAAAGAUAUAAUCUUACAAAAUUGGGUAAUUUUGGAGGAUACCUGCUAUUUGAUACUAUAUCUAUGAAAAAGAAAGCCAAGCCUAACUACCAAGGUAAAGGACAAGCAUGAAGUACAGGGCCACCACACUGGAAACCCUUGCAGUUAAUCCAGCAGGAAGCAGACAUUGUCAUCUUUUUGUCAUGGUUCUUUUUGAUAGUUAAAUUUCUCAGCUGCUUUGUAUGUCAGUUUUCGAAAGAAUAUUUCAAUUCUGGUCUGGUCUCUCUCUUCCCAUCAAAGCUUCUCGCCCAACACAUUCCCAUCUCAACAUUCUCUCUGCCUACACACGCAUUACAAGGUCUCCUUCAGUGGUAGGAUGCAUUGCCAAUGAUCUGUUCCCUCAUCUGUCUGUCUACGCAAGGGCUUUUGUUGCUGCAAACACUUUUUGGUUUUUUAAGCAAAUUCCUGUGUCAAGGUGGGACUAAGAAGUAGAUUUAAUUCUGGAUGUCCAUAUACAGUAGAAGAUAAUCUGAAUCUUGGCUGCUGUUCUUUAGCAGUACUGGACAUUCUUUAGUAUUCCAGAUAUAUUUGGACAUUGACCUCUGUUGCUUUAGUUAAUCUGUACUAAUGAAAAUUACUGUAAAAGCUUCGCAGCAAAAACUAUCACUAGUAGAUUUAAGAGAGGGGAGCUUUCAGUUCAGUUCAGUGUUGCUAAUAAAAUCAGUAAUACAAGAAAUUAAAAGAAAUUAGGUCUUCUCCAUGAAGAGGCUUUAGUGCAACUAGCAUAGUUACAGUAAGGUGCUGCAGCCAUUGUCAAAAGUUGUUUAAAAUAAGAUUAGAUCAUAUCAUUGUACCAUUUUCAGUUGGCAAGUUGUAACUUUGUUUUAUGAAUGCUGUUUAAUAUACAAAUUUCAUUGGAACUUGAAGGAGACAGUAAUACUUGUGAUGAUUUAAGAUUAGAAGUAUUUGGAUAAACGUGGAUGCUAGUUAUAAUGAAUCUGAAUUGUCACCUGAGAUUACAUAAUCUGAUUUAUCAUUUCACUGAAGAAUUGCAGGUAACAGUUUACAAUAUAUUUUCAUAUGUGGUCUUGUCAUUGUUUCCUUUAGUAAAUAAUCCCUCUCUGCAUAGCAGAAAAAAAAAAAAGUUUUAUUUUUUCUUAAGGACAUGUAAGGUUUAUGGAAAAUAGUUAUUUUCUAUGUAGAAGAACUGCUAUUGUUUGCUCAUUCCCUUUGAUCAAGUAUGGACAGUUAUGAUCUUCAUGUACUUAUUUAUAUUUAAUGCAUUUUGUUUCUCCUUCAUGUUCUAGAGUUGCUAGAGUAACUGCAUUUGUGAAAUCUUUCAGUUAAUUUAAUAUCCAUUUGCCAAAGUUAAUAAAAGCACUCAAAAAAAUUGCUUCUUUGUCAACCUAUUCUAAUGAUGAUGGUGACUAGACAGGUCAUGUCUCAGCUUCCAGAAUCAGAGGGAGACAUGAAAGGAUUCUGGUAGGAAAGUAUAAUUACUGUGUAAGUGUUUUUGCAGAAGUGUUUUUGCAUAAGUAUUUUCACAUAGAUUUCCCAAACAAUUCUUCAAAACUUUACUGUUAAAAUUUAAUGGCUUGUUUAACGAAUAUUUUCUGUUCCAGCAGUCAUGAGCUAGGUAGCUAUUUUCUCUGCUCAAAGUGGCAGUCUGCUUGACACAGGAGAUCCUUUUUUCUCGAUGCACGAUCACAGAGAGCACCGCAGGCAAAUGAAGGCAUUGUCACUUUCCAUCCCCCUGCUACGCAUUGUGGUGCAAAGGCAAAGUUGCACCUUAUUUUCCUCUCUCACUCAGGCCUGUAGCCUUUUUGUCAAGGGCAGGGAAGUACAUCCAAAUUUAUUUUCUGAUGCAGACUCCUGCUGUCUGAAAUCUAGGUCUACGCCUUGUGACCUUCCUCCACGUGCCUUCUCUCUGCUCCUCAGCAGCAGCCCUGCUCGGUGCCGCGCUGCGAGGCUGCGUGGGGGCUGCUGAGAGGCACAUGGCACUGGGCUGGAGCUGCUGUUAGAAACCUUUCUUACGCAAGAGCUCCAGAGUCAGUGCACUGCCUAUUUAAAAAUAACAUAUUCCUCCAGGAAUGCUGAGUUAUUCAGCAGUGAUCCAGCAGUGUCUCCUAGGAGAGGGAAAUAGCUGCCUGAGGUCAGAGCAGAGGUCCCGCUCCUGGCAGUGGACAGCAGUGAGUGUCCAAGGCACGGCGUGAAGGCAGGGACAUCACAGAGGUGACCUUCCGAGGUGGGAGGUUAUUUCUUUCUUCCUGCUCCAUUCACAGCAGUAAGUUAGCAGCUAGUACAGGUAGGAAUCAGCUCUCCUUCAUGUGGUAGCAGGGGCAGAGGGAGUUAACGCAAAGUAAUGAGAAGCAGAACAUGAAGCAGGAGAAAUAUAGCUUAAGUAUCAGAGAAACUACUUAGCAGUAAGCUGUAUUACAGAAUCAGGCAGAUUCCCAAGGAGAGAUGAUGGAUUUGUGCUGCUUGUGGCAUUUAAAAGUGAGCUGCGCAGAGCACAUUAAAUACAUUAAAAGGGAUCUUGCUGUCUCUAUCAGAAUGGCAGAUCAGAUUAAUAUCUCUAGAUAAAAAUGUGUUGCUGUCAGGACAAAUAUUUAAAUAAUUUCCAGAAUAGCUCAAAUAAACACAACAGAAACUAAAUCCCUUUUCUUUAAAAUUGUAAGAAAAAAAUUUAAUAUGCUUUUCUUGUUUGUCUUGCAGAAAUUACCUUCCUUCUGUGAACCACAGUUGCAUAUUUUAACUUUUUCCACUUGUUUAGUGUUAUAUGCUUCGUUUAAUAAUCUGUAUUUAAGUAGAUGCUGAAAUGCACACUUUUCAUAUAUAUAAAUAUGCAUAUAUAUUUUUAGAUAACUAGGUGACUGAAAACAUGUUGCAUCAUUUAAUUUAACAAAACAAAAUUCCUGUGUGCUUAUUCUAGGCAAUACUAAGUGGCAUGUACGUGGGAGUAACAUACUGUUCAGUUUAAGUAAGAAUUUAAUAACCUGGGCUUUCAUUUUAACCACUUGAAUAGACCUGCCUUCUGUCUUUUAAUGAAUACUUUGUCCAGAAUAUCAUACACACUCUACUGAAUUAAAUUCUCCAUAGUCUGGAGCACUUACUUUCAAAAAUAUUUAAUAUGCAGCUGCCUGCUAACAUACAUUUCAAAUCUCCAUGUGAAGCUUCAUGACAUCAUACAAUUUUGCCAUUUAGGACUGUUUAAAGCUUCAGGCACUUAGGUAACUUAAUUUUUAUAUGAGGGAAGAAAUAGAUUUAGGUAUUCAGAAGAAGAUGAAGUCAGAGAGUGCUGUGCCAGGUGUUUCGGCUGUAGAAAAGCUUAAAGCAUGGAAGGAGCAAUGUAGCAGCAAAGCAGACCUGCUGAAUAAUUCAUCACUGUCUUACACACUUCUGCUGCUGUACCAUUAUUUAGGAAAGAAUAUUAUAUUGUUAUUGAUUACAGCUGUUGCUGACACGUUUCAUUUGCUGGGAGAUGUGUGUGCAUGCUUUGUAUUUCCGACACUUUCACCAUCACCAGAGAAACUUAUGUAUGAGCUCGAUUAAAAUUUAAGAGGCUGGAUGUUAUACAUACGUGUACACACAUACUCAGCAUUUAUCCCUAACACUCCUGGUUUGGGCAGGGUGAGCUUGCUUCAUGUGUCAGAGGAGCAGCUUUCCCACAGAUAGAGAUUUUGAAGCGAUGAGAAGCAUUUCUUAAGGGAGUACAAGUAACUUUGCCUUUACCAAAAUACCACUGGGAGAUUGACUCCUUCGUUACACCAACCCACCGCCGCACGCAGCCAUGGGAGCACAUCCCAAAGGACCUUGGCGCAUCCUCUGCCAUGAGAGGAGGCUCUGGUGUGCUGUGAUCACGGACAGACCCAUUUACACAAGCCAAACCCCAAGGGUGCCCUUUCCUUAGGCUGCUGCAGUUGCUGGUACAAAUGAACUUUUUGCCUGAAGUUGGCUAAAGGCCAGAGGAACUUGAUGGCUGUUGCAGCUGGUUGUACAUCUUAUUUGAACAAGGAAAUGCAAUCCUGUUCCUCACAUACCUGGAAACCAAUACAUGUGUAUAUAUUCGUGUGUAUGUACAAGAUUGAGAGAGAUAAGAGAGAAUUUAGUAUCAGUUUGAACUAUAGAUUGAAAUGUAUAUAGAUAUAUGCCAUUAUUUGUGCUUUCAGAUUUACACUGGAGCCUUGUGAGACAUUUUUAGACUUCUGAUGAUUUUUAGACCUCUGAAACAGUGAAGAAUAUUUUCCUCUGUUAAGGAGAGGGAAAGUCAAGAAAUCAACCAGAUUUUCUUUUCUGAUUUAUUUGGUUGGUUGGUUAAGCAGCACCUGGUAUAGAUGAAAAAGAUAUUGUGACAAAAUCUAUAUUGUCUGGAAAGAGCAUUGGGAAGAUUCCAAGUGGUUGUGUUGAGCUUUGUCUUAAAUGUUGAGCUUGUAGGGGAUUCUGCAACAAAUUCUGAACAGCACAGAAGGCUGACAGAAAAUAAACUGAAUCCUGGAGAAAAUGCUUUCCUUACCUAUCCUUGCAUGUCCAAAUCCAUUAAAAAAUAAAAAAGAAGUAUAAACAAAAUCCAAGGAACCCUGAAUGCUUUAGCAAAAGAAUAAUCAGAUUUCCUUCCCUUGAUUGAAAAUCUACUUGGUGGAAAUAAAGUUCACUUUAUACCAGACUUAGUCCCCAGUAAGAUAUUGAUCUGUUGAAGUCAAUGGGUGCUAUUCCAAUGAUUUCAGAGUAAGGGCUCACUCCCAAUGGCCAGUUUUCUCAGGUGGCAAACAGUGAUUAGAUUCAUAAAUAUCUGCUUCUGCUCAGAUUUUGGAAGAGCCAGUUCACACUUAGAAGGUCCAGAAGCUUAGCAGAUUACAUGAUCCCCCAGUAUAUCAGUUGUAUAUACAAAGCAUAUCCCUGUUGGAGAUACACAAGCUGAUUUGGCAAAGCUUGAAUGCCUUUAACUCUCUAAAUACUAGAUGAGGAUUGCUUGAUAGACUAUUCCAUAAUAUGACUAGAAAGUGUUACUUACAGGUUUGUUCUUGUUCUCUCUCUUUCUUGCUUUCUUGGCCUAGAAGAGAAUUUUUUUUUUUUUUUACUCCUUACAAUGUAUAUGACAAAACUGAUUUUUAAAUAGAUUUCUUGUCACCUUUGCAGGGAUUCUGUAUGGAUAUUGGAUCAAUAUCUGAAUAGAAAUUUGUGAAUACAUCUUUAAAAAUCAUUCUUCAAAAUUUCGGCCU
Molecule: messenger RNA, 10074 nt
Organism: Lonchura striata (white-rumped munia)
Lineage: Eukaryota; Metazoa; Chordata; Aves; Passeriformes; Estrildidae
Source: RefSeq, a predicted model, not a curated record